AUGGGAAACGUGAAAUUGAAUCAACCGCCGGAUCGGAUGUGUGUGGAAAAUGGCAACCUGGCCUCCCCUUCCAGCGGAAAUUGGCGUCAGGCGGUCCGGCUCUGCGAGAAGAGGGACGUGGAGAGAUGGCUGACAACCAAGGCCUUGAAGGCGAACGGGCUGUGGAGGCUGGGGAAGUACGACGAGGCGCUUGAGCUCUGUCUCGAUGUCCAGGGAGCGAGCCCUACAGACGAAGACACGCUGGCGGCGAUGACGUACAACUACCGGAUGAUGAGCCGCAGGGAGCAGGUGGCCCCUAUGUUCGAGGUUGCCGUCGCCGCGAAACCGCGGGACCCCUCCCUGAUUAAGGAGCUCUUCAUGUGCUACGUUAGGGCGAAACACUACCUGAAAGCACAGCAGACUGCAACCAAGCUCCACAAGGUGGACCCUCAGGGAGGCAAGUUCAUCAUCUGGGCGGCGGCGACGAUGCUGAUCCAGGCAGAGCGCAAGGACAGCUCCGCCGGGGUGAUGACCCUUCCCCUAGCCGAGAAGAUGACCGUCAAGGUCUUGCAGGAGAAUGCGGCGAACGGGUUGCGGCCUGUGGGCGAGGAGCUGCGGCUUUGCCUCGACAUUCUCAACCUCCAGGGGAAGCACAGGGAAGCCCUCGAAGCCCUGGAGCGGUUUGAGCCCGCCACGGGCGGGGAGGCUUCCGGCGGCUCCACAGCCUCCGCCGCGGACGAGAGUCGAGGCACGAUAGAGGACGAGUCCAGCCUGGAGAACGGGACCAUUGUCAACAUGCAGGAGGCGGAGCGCUUGGAGCUAAAAGCGGAGCUCUACGAGAAGCUGGGGGGCGCCGACGACCUGGCGCGCGCGGAGGAGGUGGUGCAAGGGCUAAUCAGGCGUUCGCCCGACCAGUGGAGCUACUACGUGACCGUCCUCGACCUGAUGGACAAGCGACACGGUCUGAGCGAGGCGGUCGCUGGUGCGGAGGCGGGGGGAAUAACAACGCCGGAGUGGCCGGCGUCGCUGUCGGCAGCCCUUGAGCUCAUCCGAAGCCUGCAGCAGGAGUAUCCCAAGUGGAGAGGUCCCUUCCUAGCGGAGAUGGAGGUGUUCAGGAGAGCAAUUGCCUGGUUCGGCUCCGGGUACACCCCCCCGGCUGCCCAGGAGGUGGGCGGCACCGCGCCAGCGUCGGAACCUCCACCCCCACCACCGCCAACAUCGUCAGGGGACGAGAUGCAGCAGACGCCACCGCCGCUAGUGCUGUGGGGGCUACUCUGUCGGUGUAUCUCGAGAUACAUGGCCGUCUUCUCGGCCAAGCUUUGCUGCUUCCAGGACUUGCGGCCCCACCUCACCCUCUUCGCGAUAGGCAUUGGCGAGGGCGAGUCGUCGGGUGGGAUAGAGGAGGGCCUAGUGUGGCUGAGAGACUUCUUUCGGAGAGAGGCGGCGGAAUCGAGAGCGGAAGCAGGCGCAACCGCCGGCGACGCCGAGCGGGAACAAGCCCCGCUUGACCAAGCGCAACGAGAGAUCGGCGUCAAGAGGUUGCACCGCUACAUCUGCGCGUGUCAGUCCCGGCACCUCCUCGGAGACCACACCCCCUCCAAGACAAUUCCCAUAGACAACGGGAGUUCCAGCGGCGUUGGCGUCGCCGCCGCCGCCGCCUCCGCGGGGCCCGGGGACGGCGACGAUGGCAGCGGUGGCGCCGAGGCUCGGUACCGGGGUGUUGUGGGGGAACUCACCUCCCAGUACAGGGCCACCCUGCACCUCAACCUCGGCAGCGAGGGAGGCCAGCGGGAGGUGCAGCACGGCGACGAGCUUGUCAUUCUUGCCGCACAGACAUUGCUUCGACUGUGCGAGCUCUACGACAAUGUCGGCGGGGGAGCAUCAGCGCCAGGGGGCGACGCAGACGGCGGCAGGCCCGAUCAGGCGAAGAGCAAGGGUUACCUGGGGAGAGUGGAGGCGGUGUGCUUGCUGGAGGCCGCCAUGUCCUGUUCGCCCUACAACCACCACCUCAAGAUCUUGGCGAUAGACGUUUACCGACAGCUUGGGUCGUUCGCGCGGGCUCUGACCAUUUUCGGAGAGCUGGACGUGAAGCAGAUACAGAUGGACACCCUGUCGUACCUGAUGCUGGGGCCGAGCCUCUGCCACGGGCUGUUCGGAGAAGUGCAGGGCCAGUGCAAGGGCAUCGCCGCCGUGCACCGGAGCUGCAAGAACGACACGGCCGAGCACGUGGCGACCGCGUUCGAGCGGGGGAACUACUCUAAGGGGGCCGAAGUCGAUCGCUUCCAGAGGGAGAAGCUGGACGUAAGCUUGCAGCUGGCCUUGGCAAAGGCGCAGAAGGUCACCAUGGACAUCAUGCUCGACCACCAGACCUAUACCUCCGCAGCGAGGUGCCUUCAAGAGGAGGAGAGACCGGAGCGCGGGGGUGGUGCUACAUUCCCAGGAGACGAUUGGUUGACCGGCCUCAAGGAGAACAUGGACUACUCCGUGCAGAUCGACAGGUGCACGGUGGUGAGCAAGGCGGAGGAGGAGUCGGUCGGGGCAGCGAGAACGGCGCGCCUACAGGCCUCCCUGAAGCGGCGGCUGCUGGCCAACCAGACGCUUCUUGUCGCGCUCAAGCCACUGAGGGACAAGGGGACGGCUGCUGCCUCGGAGGCAGUGCUGCGGGAGGCGGCGGAGGCCAUGGGGGGCGCCGCGGCUAGCGCGAAGUCUUGCAGGGACCUUCUGGCUUCGUGUCCCCGGCACGUGCUGACGCUAGACAGCGGAAAAAACGGUGCAGAGGGCGGCGGCAAGGUUUACCAGGCGGAGACCCCGUUGCGGUCGCAGUGGCUCCGGCUCGUGAGCAAGACGCUGACGGACGGCCUGGUGUACACCGCCAUCGUCUUGCAGGCUCUCGGCGCCGAGCUCCCAGCGGAUAAGAAGAAGAAGAGUGGCAAGGGGAAAGGCAAAGGCAAGGGCAAGAAGGCAGCCGAACCCGCCGCCGGGGAUGGAGGCGGCGCGCGGCUACGGCUGCAAGAGGCGCUGUCGGGGCUGGGCUGGGAGGUGUCCGAGCUGCUCCGAGCGAUGUCGACGACUCUGAAGUCUGAGGUAUCGGCGAAGGGAGAUCCCGCCCGUCCCGGGGAGACUCUGACAAAGCUGCUAAAGGGGGGGCUGGGUGCGGAGUACGAGCCCGCAAUAGGCAUGCUGUGGGAAUCGGACGGUGUGCGAUGGUGCAAGGAAAGCGUCGUCCCGGGGGCCGUGCUCGGCGUCACGGGUAGCCAGGCGAUUUGCUGCCAGCGCUUGCUGUCGGUCGUGACGGAGAAUCUAGCCAUGCUGCAGCGCUGGGAAAAGAAAGGGGGAUGAAUAGUUCCACCUGUCACUCGUUGCUCUAGGGAGCGACAUACAAAUAUUGUUGUAGGGCGAAGUCGAUACUCUGGGGAGCUAGUUUAUCUACAAAUGUUCUGGGGCGAGCUGUUGCAUGGUUGGAGUUUGGAGUCACCUACAGCGGGUUGAGAUCACCCCCCUCCCCGUCUUGAGUCCAUGACCCAGUCGAAGAGCGCUUCUUAGGCACCGUUGUACGUUGCUGGUUCAUUCCCAGACUAGAUCCAAAAGCGCACGGUGGGUUCUCUGGAUUUGUUUGUCGAAGGUGGUCAGGUUCCCGUCUUUUCUUCAUGAACGUUGUUGCUGGUUAGAAGCCAGCCUCUGAUUCGUCCGUCGUGCAACGUCAGUAAAAGUCAUGGUUUUGGGACGGACCACCCGUGGUGACCCCUUCCUCACCCCCAUGAUGUCGAAGAGGUACAUGAGGGAUGGUGUCUUGAGCGAAUUUUGUUGUGAACGGUUUGAGUGGUUACAGUAUGC
This is a messenger RNA of Ectocarpus siliculosus, 3813 nucleotides long. The record is from the annotation of a GenBank genome assembly. Lineage: Eukaryota; Phaeophyceae; Ectocarpales; Ectocarpaceae.